AUGUGCGACUUCAACCUGAACUUCACCUUCAUUUCUUGUGGCUGGGAGGGAUCUGCUACUGAUGUUAAAGUUCUCCGGUCAGCACUUAACAGUGGGUUUCAUGUAUCUCCGGGCCAAACUGUAGAAGGGGCAUAUAACUUCACCUCUAUCGAGUCAUCACAUUGCUCAACCCAAUCACGUCUCGAGAAUCUUGGAGGAGCUGGCAAGAAUCAAGGAGAAACAUCAGCUGAUGGUGAGAAUCUUGGAGGAGAAAGGGUGCAGAUUGAUGAAGAUGUUGAGGAGGUGUACGUGCAAGAAAACAUUGCUGUGGAGCCCCAGCAAACUCAACCAAAUUUGGCUACUGCACCCUCAAGAAAUGGAGAAGAGAAAGAACCAAAGAGAAGGAGGGGGGCAAAUGGUGAUGUGGCUGCAAUGAUGGAGAAGUACUUGGAAAUAAGGACGAAGCAGGUGGAGGAUGAGAGGAAUAAGCCAAGGUUCGUGGAUGAGUACUCUAUCAAAAACUGCAUUGAUCUACUGAAAACAAUGGACAUCACACCUGAAGAAGAAGUCAAGGCUUUCCGAGUCUUCAAGAUCCCUGAGAACCGAAAGAUUUUCAUGAGUGCCAGACCGGAGACUGCUCUUAUGUGGCUGAGAGCUGAAAUGGAAUAA
Messenger RNA from Triticum aestivum (bread wheat), 648 nucleotides. RefSeq lists its product as uncharacterized. The coding region runs from base 1 to 648 and encodes 215 amino acids. NCBI's taxonomy places the organism in Eukaryota, Viridiplantae, Streptophyta, Magnoliopsida, Poales, Poaceae. The transcript has 2 exons. The record is from RefSeq and is a predicted model, not a curated record.